AGCUCUGUAGACACUACCUGGAUGUAAACACAAACAACUUUAUUUCAAAUUAACAAGAUAGUGUUAAAGCCCUGUGAGAGUCCUUGAGAGGAGCCAAGACUCAAAAGAUGAACCCAUCCUCCUCUGGUCGACACCGGAUAGCAGUAGAAGAAGCAACAGCAUCAGACCACACAGGAUGUGCUUUUGAUGACAAAAAGAGGCUGUCAUUGCUAGAAAAACUGAAAGUGAAGUUGAUUCUACUCUUGGCUUACGCAAAACAUGGUGUCAUCAUUUACCACCACUUACACCAAGAAUUUUCACAAUUGCCACAGUUUCGUCUUUCUUAGAAAUGCUUUUACAAAUGGAGAAAUGUAAAAACAUAAAAACGCAGCAAUAUUCAUGUAAAUUAAUGUAAAAAACUUUUAUUUUCAAAGGAUUGACAUACAAAGAACUGAUUUAAAAAGCAAAUACGUAGUAAGGAGCAACACACAGAUAGAUUUGAAAAACAUUUACAGCUGAAAAAUUAUACAGAGAUGAAAAAAUGCUAGUCACUUCAAAAAAUCAGGUAAACAUGCAGCUUCAAAUAAGCGUGGGGCAUUAGAAGUGGAGGCUGUAGUUGUCUAGGGGCUGCUAUCUUUGGAUAGUGAAAUAGUUUUACAAAGAUUGCAUUAAAAAUUGUUUACAUUUCCACCAAAUUAUAGUAGAAAAGAACAGGAUACAAUAAGCCAUUUUCCAUUUUUUUGAUUUUGCUGCUUAGCAAUCAAGACCUAUUUGGAUAAACUCUUUUAAAUGGACGUAGUUAUUCAGCUGCAGUUCAAGCAUAAGUUGAGGUAGUUAGGUUUUUGGUUCAUGAGCUACUGAACAACUGUUAAUGAACCAUUUUCUAAUUUAUUUCAGUUUCUAGAUCAAAACAGGUGUAACUUUACGUCACAAAAACGAGUCUGUGGUGUGUUUUACAAGUUAUGAAAUGUAUGCUUGUUUUGCUUGUCCAGUGAACUCUUAGGGUUUGUAUUCAUUCCUCCACUACAAAAAUCUAAAGCAUGAAUCUAAAGCUGAAGCAUGAGAACAACGAUUCAUCAUGUCAUUGUGGUCAUGAGUCGGAGAUCUAACUAAUAUUUUCAAGGUGGGACUGAUCAAGAGGACAUUUAGACCAUGUACGCAGCAGGUAAAAGUGGCCCGAGUCGGGUUUUCUCACCAAAUUAGAUUUUUUUUGUUUGGCCGUUUGCUUCUGUAUAUGUAGCUCAAUAAAUAUUGCCCAUAUCGGUCUAACUUUUUAAUCAUUUAUUGUUCCUGGUAACCUUUAUCUUCCCUCCGAAUAGCAGUGCAAUCCAACACUCCCUUCUGGGUACAACUAUUGUUUUGAUGAUGAGUGUAUUAAACAUACAUAGAGAACGGAUUUGGGCCAAAAAUGGAUUCCUCUGUAAACUUAACCCAGUUCUGCGAUACAUGUACUCCGAGAGUAAUAGUAUCGUCCCAUCAACAAUGUGACUCAAACAUCUUGAAAAGAAACGUCUUUUCUGCUCCAGAGAGAAGCUCGUCUACACCUCAACACACGCAUCUGACGAGGAACUGAAGUGAAAAGAACUUGCCAGGGUGUCCUACAGUUGAAGUCCAUCCAAUGGAUACAGCGACCAGAGAGCAACAUCUGUACAUCUUGACCACACUCACCUACAUCGACACCGUGAAGGACUUUUGUGACACAGAACCAAACUGGACCUGUCUGAGGGAGUCGGAGAUAAAGAAGAUGAGAAACAUCAAAAGACGCACAGACAAAACAAAAUAUCUUAGAAUUGGAAGACAGAAGUUGGAGAAGAAGUUGGAGAAGGAGCUGGGGGAAGUUCUGAGGAACACUCUGGAGGGGCUUGAGAAACUUCAUCACUUCCUGGACGCAGUGGAGAAGCUAGCGGUCACCUCACCGUUCGUGUUCACAGAUGAGGUCUCCCUGACGAGGGGGGUCAGCCCUGCAACUGUGCGAUCGGUGAUUUUAACAGCCAGAACUGUGUCCCCACUCCUCAUCCACUUCAAGAGAGAUGAUGGAGCUUUCUUCUUGCCUAGCCUCCACAACCUGGACAUCCUGGCCUUCCAGCUGGAAAAAUACAUCCGCAUCACACAAGAGCUCUGCAUGAGCAUGAAAAAUCCUUCACUGAGGUUCAGCUGGAAUGUGAGUGAUUCCAUGGAAAAUACGACUGACCGUUUCACCCAACUGAACAAAAUCAGAAUGGAUGAGUCAUUCAGGCUGACAUACUUAUUUGGUGAGAAUACGAAGCACUUCUUUGAGACAUACAGUGGAUGUCGCUCUAGGAUGAUCCAGUUCCUGUCAGAUCUAGAGGAGACUGCAGUUGAGCUGGAUAAAAUGAAGAAGGGGUCCAGCAUCUCUACUGUGGCGGGCAGUUCGGUGGGUGCUGUAGGAAGUGUCUUCUCCAUUGUAGGCCUGGCUCUCGCCCCUGUUACUGCAGGGGUGUCCUUGGGCCUCACACUCACUGGGGUUGGGUUGAGGGUCACCAGUGGAGCCAACAGUUUAGUAACGGGUUUUACUGAAUAUGGAGUCAAUAUGUACCACAGGAAUAAAGCCAACAGCAUCUUUACAAAAAUGAUGGAGGAUGUGCAGAAGGUUCUAGAUUGUCUAGAGAACGCAGCUAGUAGUGAGUGUCCUAGAACACAUCUUCAUCUGGAUUACAUUGAUCUACAGCUUGAACAUUUGAAAAUGGCCUGCCGUACUAGGAGUCUAUUAAAAAGAAUUUUUGAUACCGUUGAUGGACCAUUGAAAACUUUUACAAGUGAGAAAGUGAUUAGGGUAGUUGGUGUGGGUCUUCAAGAAGGCAGUGAAGCUCGCAGCAUCCCUAGCCUUGCUGCAGACCUGCCGGACAUUGGUCGGUUGGCUAAGGGCACUCCUCUGGCAAUGUCAAAACUAGCCAUGGCCAAGUUAAUCGGCCUAAAUAUCGUCUCCAUUGGUAUGGAUCUUGGGUUCAUUUACAAAGGAAGCAAGAGUCUGGCAAACAAAGAAACAAGCGAAGACUCGCAGUUCAUCCGUUCCAGAUCAGCUCUGUUGCGCUCAGAGAUAGAGGCAUGGGAUAAGAUCUAUGACACUCUGAAAAAAAGGGAAAAUGACAUUCCAAGAGAAGCUGGAAUUCUAGAGCAACACUUUCCAAUAAUGUAAGAUUUGGCCCAUCCCAAAAAAAAGUAAAAGUGGAUAAAGCGGCUGACAAAGUAUGAAAGCUAUUAGAUCGUCUAAAAAUUAUACAAAUAUAUAUUAUAUAUAUACAUAUAUAUACACACAACUGGUAAAAGUACUUACAUUACAUUGCAAUAUACGCAUUAUGUUGUACCUGCUGAAAGUCUUUACAUGUUUUCUAUAUGUUAUGUUUUCUAUAUGUUUCUAUAUGAGUGUAACGUAUAUGCGAGUUUCACUAUAUGGUACAUAUUUUCAUUUUCAGAGAUUACAAUUAGAAAAAAAAUGCUAACAUAACAUAAUUCAUGCCAUUUCACUUAAAUGUCACUUUUAUGCCUCUCUGUCAGUGCAUAUCUCUCUCUCUCUCUCUCUCUCUCUCUCUCUCUCAUAUAUAUAGCAUACUUACCUGUUAUCUAAUAAUUUCCAUCAAUCAAGUUAUAUUUAGUGAUUUUGAUUUCAUGCACACAGAUCAAACUAAUCAUGUAAUGAUUUGAUGCCAUUAUUGAUUAAAAUUGCUCAUAAAAGCCAAAACACAACAUGUAUGUUUGCUUUCUUUUCAGUGUAAUGAUUCAUGGGAUACUAGGAAACAAUAAAAAAUGUUCAAAAUA
Pygocentrus nattereri (red-bellied piranha) is the source of this 3756-nucleotide messenger RNA. RefSeq lists its product as uncharacterized. Gene Ontology annotation, molecular function: lipid binding. The transcript has 5 exons. Bases 1598 to 3136 code for a protein of 512 amino acids. The record is from RefSeq and is a predicted model, not a curated record. NCBI's taxonomy places the organism in Eukaryota, Metazoa, Chordata, Actinopteri, Characiformes, Serrasalmidae. Gene Ontology annotation, cellular component: extracellular region; membrane. Gene Ontology annotation, biological process: lipid transport; lipoprotein metabolic process.